AUGGAACUUGUGGCACCAGGAGCUGCUUGGGAGAAUCCAGACGGGGCAAAGCUGCUGGGGAACGGGACAUCAAAAUUCCCGGGAGACCUCAAGUCGCCCCUGGAUCGCGAGACUGAGUUGCAUGAGCGCCCUCUCCUGGCGCUGUCGGAGCAACCGGCCGCCGGGGAAAAGUUGCUGGGCCAGCAGUACCUAUGUAGGUCAGACUCUGGCCCUGGGGAAGAAUCCUUUGCCAAGACCAAUGAUCCUGCAGUCCACAAAGCUUUCAGGUGCAAGAAUUGUGGGCUGACUGUAGCCAGCCUCUCUGACCUCAUUCAUCAUCAAAGCAGCCAUGGGUGUGACCGGCCUUACAGCUGUCCAGAGUGUGACAAAAGCUUCCGGCGGGGCUCAGAUCUGGUUAAGCACUACAGGGUGCACACUGGUGAAAAACCUUACCCCUGCCCAGAAUGUGGCCGCUGCUUCAGCCUCAGUUCUAAUCUCACUAAACACCGGCGUUCUCACUCAGGUCUCCGACCUCAUAAGUGUAUAGAGUGUGGAGAGGCCUUUGGCCGCAGUGCAGACCUAGCAAAACAUCUUCGGGUGCACACUGGGGAGAAGCCCUAUGCUUGUGCUGAGUGUGGUAAGACUUUCAGGGUUAGCUCCAAUCUGAUCCAGCACCAGCGUACUCACACUGGGGAGAAACCCUACCGCUGUGGACUCUGUGGCAAGAGUUUCAGCCUGAGUUCUAACCUUUUACAGCACCAGCGCUGUCACACUGGAGAGAAACCCUACUUCUGUGUCUGGUGUGGAGACAGCUUUGGGCGCAGUUCCUAUCUGCUGGAACACCAGCGUUCACACACAGGUGAGAAGCCCUACAAUUGCUGUGAGUGUGGCAAGAACUUCACCAACAGCUCAAACUGCCUACGGCACCAGCGCACUCACAAUGGAGAGCCGCCUUUCAGGUGUCUUGAAUGUGGACGUGGCUUUAGUGAGAGCACCAUGUUCAUUGAACACCAGCGCAUCCACUUGAGCAAAUGACCAACCUUUCCAGAAUGUGGCAAAAUCUUACACCACAGCUCCAUGAAUGUUCACACAUGGGCAAAAAGCCCUAGAAGUACCUGGUUGCCAGUAGUAUUUUGUGGACACCACCAGCAUAUCCACACAGGCCAAAGACCUCACAUUUGCAGUAAGUGUGCCGGGAGCUUCAGACAGAUUUCCCACAUAUUCUUCUACCAAAUGACCCACAGUAACAAGAAGACUUCCAUUUGCCUGUAGUGUGGCAAGGCCUUUGCCCUAACUCCCAACCUUUUCUAACACUAAUGGAUGACCAAGAUGGGAGCUUCUGUUGAUAUCCCUGGCUUCAGUUUUAAUCCAAACUUUGUCUCUGGGUUUGGUCCAGCCCUGAGAAGCCCUGAAGGAACCAUCUGGAUUGAGACGGAAACCCCAGGCUAGAAGAACAUUGCACUAGAGCUAUGGCUACCACCUUCAAAGAGACAAGAUUUAAAAUGGGGGCCCUCUUCUAUGCGAUUCCAUUUAGAAUAUCCAUUAGCUUUAGCUAGAGGGAAGUGUUAGAUGUCCAGAGCUGUGUAACCCUGACCAGCUGCUUUGAGAUAGAUUAAUCAUAAUAAAAGCAACAACUACUUUUUCUCAGUGGAAGAAGACUUAAAAGCCAGGCAAAGUCCCUGUUGAGGAGUACAGUAGCAAGAAGGUGAACCAGAGAGGAUCAUAAAGAAGGCUUUGCUCUAGCAAAAGGACCAAAGAAUUUGAGUUCAGGAUGCUUUAUGGUAUUUCUAGGCAAAGGCCCAAGAUUUGUCAUCUGGCCCUUUCCUAGUCCUCAAUCCCUUCCCUCAAAAAUUCUGCU
Messenger RNA from Phodopus roborovskii (desert hamster), 1837 nucleotides. RefSeq names its product zinc finger protein 239. Lineage: Eukaryota; Metazoa; Chordata; Mammalia; Rodentia; Cricetidae. The coding region runs from base 1 to 1014 and encodes 337 amino acids. Gene Ontology annotation, biological process: regulation of transcription by RNA polymerase II. The transcript has a single exon. Gene Ontology annotation, molecular function: RNA polymerase II cis-regulatory region sequence-specific DNA binding; DNA-binding transcription factor activity. The record is from RefSeq and is a predicted model, not a curated record.